AUGACGUGUGAGUGCUGGUGGGUGCCCCAACUAGGCACUCCCUCAGUGGGUGCCCCCCAACUAGGCACUCCCCCAGUGGGUGCCCCCCCAACUAGGCACGCUCCCCCAGUGGGUGCCCCGCAACUAGGUACUCCCCCAGUGGGUGCCCCCCAACUAGGCAUGCCCCCAGUGUGUGCCCCCCAACUAGGUACUCCCCCUAGGGUGGGGCGAGUGCUCGACCUGAAGAGGGGCAGAAUAGUUAUAUUUGCCCGUCAGCCACAAGCUCCAUCCCAAAGCUAUCAACAACCCGCCCGUCAGCCACAAGCUCCAUCCCAAAGCUAUCAGCAACCCCCCCGUCAGCCUCAAGCUCCGUCCCAAAGCUAUCAACAACCCGCCCGUCAGCCACAAGCACCAUCCCAAAGCUAUCAACAACCCGCCCGUCAGCCACAAGCUCCACAACAAAGUUAUCAACAACCCGCCCGUCAGCCACAAGCUCCGUCCCAAAGUUAUCAACAACCCGCCCGUCAACCACAAGCUCCAUCCCAAAGCUAUCAGCAACCCGCCCGUCAGCCACAAGCUCCAUCCCAAAGCUAUCAACAACCCGCCCGUCAGCAACAAGUACCAUCCCAAAGCUAUCAACAACCCGCCCGUCAGCCAGAAGCUCCACAACAAAGUUAUCAACAACCCGCCCGUCGGCCACAAGCUCCACAGCAAAGUUAUCAACAACCCACCCCUCUGCCACAAGCUUCAUCCCAAAGCUAUCAACAACCAUCGCAGCAGACAUCAGUAUACGACAAUCAGGCUCCUGCCCAGUACGACUUCGAAUGGAUUGUGAGUGAGGCUAAUUCUGGCAACAACUUCGGUCACCAAGAGACUCGAGACGGUGACAGGACAGACGGGUCUUAUUUCGUGGAUCUUCCAGACGGGCGUCGACAACGAGUCACUUAUUAUGUGGAUGGAGACUCUGGCUUUGUUGCUGAGGUCACGUACGAAGGUGAAGCUCAAUUUCCUCAACAAACUCAACAGUCUUAUCGAGCUCCCCAACAGCCCCAGCAGUUCAACCAGGCUCCUCAACAACCCCAGCAGUCCUACCAGGCUCCCCAACAGCCCCAGCAAUCCUACCAGGCUCCUCAACAACCCCAGCAGUCCUACCAGGCUCCUCAACAGCCUCGACAGUCCUACCAGGCUUCUCAACAGCCCCGGCAGUCCUACCCGGCUCCUCAACAGCCCCAACAGUCCUACCAGGCUCCUCAACAAUCCCAACAGUCAUACCAGGCUCCUCAACAGCCCCGGCAGUCCUACCAGGCUCCUCAACAGCCCCGGCAGACCUACCCGGCUCCUCAACAGCCCCGACACUCCAACCAGGCUCCCCCACAGCACCAGCAGUCCUACCAGGCUCCUCAACAAGGUUACUGAGUCCCUUCGUAAGUUUCAGAAAAAAUUCUGCCCACAUCAAAACAAAAUCUGUUUAACUUUAC
This is a messenger RNA of Hyalella azteca, 1457 nucleotides long. Its product is annotated as DNA translocase FtsK. Lineage: Eukaryota; Metazoa; Arthropoda; Malacostraca; Amphipoda; Hyalellidae. Gene Ontology annotation, cellular component: extracellular matrix. Bases 1 to 1395 code for a protein of 464 amino acids. The record is from RefSeq and is a predicted model, not a curated record. The transcript has 4 exons.